Messenger RNA from Frieseomelitta varia, 992 nucleotides. RefSeq lists its product as uncharacterized. Gene Ontology annotation, biological process: sensory perception of smell; detection of chemical stimulus involved in sensory perception of smell. The record is from RefSeq and is a predicted model, not a curated record. The coding region runs from base 45 to 992 and encodes 315 amino acids. Lineage: Eukaryota; Metazoa; Arthropoda; Insecta; Hymenoptera; Apidae. Gene Ontology annotation, cellular component: plasma membrane. The transcript is spliced from 3 exons. Gene Ontology annotation, molecular function: olfactory receptor activity; odorant binding.
CUCCGUGCAAACUCUCGCGAGUGAAACUACGACCUCACUUCACCAUGACAAACCAACCGGUGGCUAUAGAAGCGAACAGUGUAAGUAACGCCUACAGUGACUACAGUAUCCAACUGAAUCGCUGGUUUCUAAAACCGAUCGGUGCAUGGCCGUAUUCCUCCACAACCACAACGUACGAAAAAGUCGUCUCCGCAAUUCUGAUUGUUCUAUGCUACGCAAGUUUACUGUUCAGCAUAAUCCCCUGUGUCGCUCACUUAAUCUUCGUAGAUGAGAUCUUGUACAAGAAAAUAAGAGCAUUCGGCCCUAUGGGCCAUUGGGUGAUCGGUGGCAUCUGUUACACCAGUCUGCUGUUUCAAAGGAAACGGAUAGGUGACUGCGUGAAACACAUAGAAGCCGAUUGGCGAACAGUGACGAAAAGCAACGAGCAACAAGUAAUGUUGAAACGCGCCAAGUUUGGCCGAUACGUGUCGAGCAUAUGUGCGAUCUUCGUGCACGGUGGCACCUUGUCGUACUGUAUAGUAAGCAGGUCCAUUACACAGACCAUUGACAUCGGUAACGAGACGAGAACGAUCCGCACGUUGCCGCUCAAUGUUUACAACAAGAUGAUCCCUGUGGAAACGAGCCCUGCCAACGAAUUGGUUUUCGCGAUGCAGUUUCUAUCGGCCUUCAUCUCCAACUCCAGCGGCAUUGGAUUCUACGUCUUCGGGAGUGUUUUAGCCGCCCACGCUUGCGGCCAAUUGGACCUGCUGGCAAUCUGGAUCAACGACUACGUGAACGAAUCUCGGGACAAAAUGAGGGGCACUUCCAUUAAAAGACUGGAAAUGAUCGUGCAACAUCACCUGAGAAUAUUAAAUUUUAUAGCACGUAUAGAAGAAAUAAUGUGCUGGAUAUGCAUGAUGGAGUUGUUUAGAUGCAUAUGGGCUAUAUGCAUGCUUGGAUAUUUUAUUAUUAUGAGCGAUAUUGAACAAUUCGAUGUGAAGCUAUUUUUGUGA